Molecule: messenger RNA, 453 nt
Organism: Dibothriocephalus latus
Lineage: Eukaryota; Metazoa; Platyhelminthes; Cestoda; Diphyllobothriidea; Diphyllobothriidae
Source: the annotation of a GenBank genome assembly
AUGCAGGUGUUAAGGCCUGAGGUCUCAUUCAAAACAGCUGAGGCCAAACUUGCCAAAGUUGUGGCUACAGGAGAGUCAAUCCUCAGCCAGGCGGAAGCAACAGAAGAGCGGAAGAAAGUUAUACAACACCAAACGUCAUGCCUCGCCAUGAUUCAUAGACCACGCGACGUUCUCUCCAAGGUCGAGUGUAAUACACUCAGGGAAGUUAGAGCUGAUGACCUGGUUAUCGUGCAUGUGGACAAGGGGACCUGGCAGUCGAGACCAUCAAAGUACUCCUAUGAAACAAAUACGAUGAAAGGGGGAAUCACCUCGCCCACGCCCAAAUCCUCCAACUCUUCAAGUUCUCAAGCUCUCCAAGUUCUCCAAGUUCCAAGUUCUCAAGUUCUUCAAGUUCUCCAACUCUCAAGUUCUGUCUCACCACUUUCCGGGCUCAUAGCCGAGGCGGUCUUGUAA